AUGGAGGAGCAAGUACUAUCCAUUUACACACUUCCCAUAUUCAGGCGAUUUCAAAUUGAGUUGAACAAAUUUACAUCCUACAACAUACAACAAAUUAAUCCUUCAUUGUUUGAGGUUUCUCCAAUCAGAAAUGCAGUGUUUGGUUAUGGAGCAAGGAAUUACAGGAUAACUGCAAAUCUGGAGCAAGACGAAUACAGUUGUGAAUGCUGCAAAUUUACUAGAGAUGGGUUGAUUUGUUGCCAUAUAAUAAAGGUUAUGUCUGCUGUGGGUAAAGUAGAAGUAAUGCCAGAACAUUACAUUCUACCUAGGUGGUCAAUUCCGCCUCCCGACAUACGUAUUCCUCAGACUGAACCCCAGCAGAUGCCAGCGGGCAAAUUGUCUAGGAAGGAAAUGAGGUUACUUCGCUAUGGUAACCUCACUAAAGAUUUCGCAAAACUAGUAGUUAAUUCAUAUGCUUCAGAAAAAACAGAUGAAGUGGCUAGGAAGCAUAUGCGUGCAAUAGAAGCUGAAUUUGUAGCAAUGAAGAAACAAGCGGCAGAUGCAUUGAAGAGAAAAAAGAAGCAGAAGGAAACAGUUCCUCCAUGUGUAGAACAUGCUGAAACUACAGAAAAUCCUAGCAGCUCAACUGUUGGUGCUGAACAUAAUAUGCAUGUAAACAAGAAAGCUAGGGAUCCACCUUUGACAGUAACAAAAGGGAGGCCAGAGGAGAAGAGGAAGAAGAGUGGACUACAUCUUAAACCUGCAAAACCAACAAAAUGUACUAUUUGUGGGUCAACCUUGCAUAAUCCAAAAGAUUGUCCAUCUAAGAUUGCAAUGAAAGAGAAGACGCCAAUUAUUCAGCUUUUCCAAUGA
This is a messenger RNA of Lolium perenne, 852 nucleotides long. Its product is annotated as protein FAR-RED ELONGATED HYPOCOTYL 3-like. The record is from RefSeq and is a predicted model, not a curated record. Lineage: Eukaryota; Viridiplantae; Streptophyta; Magnoliopsida; Poales; Poaceae. Gene Ontology annotation, biological process: regulation of DNA-templated transcription. Gene Ontology annotation, molecular function: zinc ion binding.